GUGCGUGUGUGUCUGUGAAUUAGCGCGCACGGACAUGGAUUGUGUAGGGAGGGGACACAGCGCAUUGUAUAUGCACGUGGGGAAGCUUCUGAUUUCUCAUCUGCGGAGAGCGGAUAGGAAAGUAGGGACCAGGCGAUAGGACGUUCUUCUGCAUGCAGCCUCCGCGCAAACAAGAAGCUUGGACUAAAACGAAAGCGCGUGUAAACGCUAAUUAAUGCCUUUUUAUUAGCCGGAACUGUUUCUGAGCGGGCUCCUUAUGAAUCCAUGCAGUUAGCUAAUCACACCAGAUCACAUACGGAGCACCAUCUGUUCAUUUUAGAGCGACAAGAAAGAGUUUGUUCUGCCAGACGCGGCAGUUCAAUCUGUCUAUCCCAGAUUCAGUGGACUGCGCUUCGUCUGUGGACUGAUGAUCUUAUGUGGGCUACACAGCCGUGGGCUCAUAUUUUGAAACAAUGGGUCAAUGCAUUAGGUUGAAUGUUUAGCUGUAAUGUUUAGCUGUAACGUCCGUGGAUGAUGGCAGGGGUACACGCUUCCGAUGCUGUGUCGGGACAUUUGCUAAAUCCUACCAUUGCAGCCUCUCCAGCACAGAACGCAACACAAAUAGCGGGGUUGAACAACAAUGACGCCACGGUGCUGCCUCCGACUGGCACCCGGGCAUACCUGGACAUUUCGGCGGCUGCGUUUGCCGCCGGGCAACCGGUCUAUGGGGCAGAGGGAGUUUACGCCAACGGAAGGUACAUGGACCACGGGAGUCCUCGGACUGGCAGCAGCAGCCGUGACAAUUCAGCCGAAAGGAGUCAUGGAGGCGUGAACACACCUUGCGGCAUUAUGAAGGAUGGCUCCAAGCAGAGGCAGGUGAGGCAGAAGAAGACUGUCUCCUUCAGCUCCAUGCCCAACGACCGUAAGAUCAACAGCACAGCCGCCUGCAUGGCUUUCAUGAUGGAGGGCUGCGAGAUGAAGAAGGUGCGCUCCAACUCGCGCAUGUACAACCGCUACUUCCUGCUGGACCCGGACAUGCACUGGCUCCGCUGGGAGCCCUCCAAGAAGGACUCAGAGAAAGCCAAGUUGGAGAUCAAGAGCAUCAAGGAGGUUCGUCUGGGGAAGAAGACCCCUGUGCUGCGCAGCAAUGGCCUGUCCGACCAGUUCCCAGACGAGUGCGCCUUUUCCAUCAUCUACGGGGACAACUAUGAGUCUCUGGACCUGGUGGCCACCACGGCUGAUGUGGUCAGCACCUGGGUGAUGGGCCUCCGCUACCUGGUCUCCUACGGGAGGCACACGGUGGAGGUGGCUGAGCCUAGCCAGCCCAGCCUGAGGACCUCCUGGAUCGGAUCGGUGUUUGAGCUGGCUGACAUGGAGAGGAACGGCCACAUCAACCUGUUCAGGGCCACCCAGAUCAUCAAGGGGCUCAACCCGGGAAUGAAGGAGUCCCGGAUAGAGCUGAAGUUCAAGGAGCUCCAGAAGGCCAAAGACCAGUACGGGGAGGACAUUGACAUGGAAACCUUUGUGGAGGCCUACUGCGAGCUGUGCACAAGGCCAGAGAUCUUCUUCCUGCUGGUGCAGUUCUCCAGCAACAAGGAGUACCUGGACAGCAAGGAUCUGAUGCUGUUUGUGGAGGUGGAGCAGGGCAUGGAGGGCGUGACGGAGGACAUGUGCCGGGACAUCGUCCAGAAGUACGAGCCGUCCGCCGAGGGCCGGGAGAAGGCCAGCCUCUCCAUCGACGGCUUCACGCACUACCUCCUCUCCUCCGAGUGUCACAUCUUCGACCCCCAGCACAAGCGGGUGUGCCAGGAUAUGAGCCAGCCGCUCUCCCACUACUACAUCAACUCUUCGCACAACGCCUCCCUCCUAGAGGACCACUUCUGGGGCUCCUCCGACAUCAGCAGCUACAUCCGGGCACUGAAGAUGGGAUGCCGCAGCCUGGAGGUCAUUGUGUGGGACGGCCCUGACAACGAACCUGUGGUCUACGUGGGGAGCUCGGUGGCAUCUCAGCUAGCCCUCUGCAAGGUCUUGGAUAUUAUAAACCAGUAUGCGUUUGAGAGCUCUGAGUACCCCCUCAUCCUCUGCCUGGUGACACACUGCUGCAUCCCCCAGCAGAGGGUCAUGGCCCAGCACAUGAAGAAGAUCCUGGGAGACAAGCUGUACUUGGACGCCCCCGGCUCAGAGGACCACUACCUACCCUCCCCAGAGAAACUCAAGGGUAAAAUCCUGCUGAAGGGCAAGCGGCUGCCCCCAAACUACCCCGAGUCAGAGGGGGAGGUGACUGAUGAGGAGGAGGGUCUGGAGAUGUCCAGGAGGGUGGGGGCAGAUGAUAAGGACCAUCUCAAUGGCCUUGGCUGCAAACGGCUGAGGCUGUGUAAGGAACUGUCAGACCUGGUCUCCCUCUGUAAGUCAGUGCAGUUCAGGGACUUUGACAUCUCCAAGAGGGAUCAGCAAUACUGGGAGAUGUGCUCUUUCAAUGAGGUCGACGCCAACAGGUUCGCCAACGAGUUCCCAGAGGACUUUGUGUGCUACAAUAAGCGCUUCCUCUCCAGGGUGUACCCUACUCCGAUGCGGAUCGACGCCAGUAACAUGAACCCCCAGGACUUCUGGAAGUGUGGUUGCCAGAUUGUGGCCAUGAACUACCAGACCCCGGGCCUGAUGAUGGACCUCAACCUGGGAUGGUUCAGGCAGAACGGGAACUGUGGCUAUGUGUUGCGGCCGGCCAUCAUGAGGGAGGAGGUGUCAUACUUCAGUGCCAACGCCAGGGAAUCCCUGCCAGGGGUGUCCGCCCAGCUUCUCCACAUCAAGGUAAUCAGCGGGCAGAACCUGCCCAAGCCCCGGGGCUCCGCUGCAAAGGGAGACGUGGUGGAACCCUACAUCUACGCGGAGAUCCACGGCAUCCCGGCAGACUGCGCCGAGCAGAGGACCAAGACGGUCUCUCAAAACGGAGACAACCCCGUCUUUGAUGAGAGCUUUGAGUUCCAGAUCAACCUGCCGGAGCUGGCGGCGCUACGCUUCGUAGUGCUGGACGACGACUACAUCGGAGACGAGUUCAUCGGCCAGUACACCAUCCCCUUUGAAUGUCUGCAGCCGGGCUACAGGCACGUCCCCUUGCAGUCGCUGACGGGGGAGUUCCUACCCAACUGCACCCUGUUCGUACAUGUGGCCAUCACCAACAGGAGGGGAGGGGGCAAGGCCCACAAGAGAGGCCUGUCGGUGAGGAAGGGCAGGAAGGCUCGUGAGUACACCUCCACCAAGACCACCGGGAUCAAGGUGGUAGACGAGCUCUUCAGAGCAUCCACCCAGCCUCUGAGGGAAGCCACAGACCUCCGGGAGAACGUCCAGAAUGCCAUGGUGUCGUUCAAGGAGCUGUGUGGUCUGACGCCGGCGGCCAACAUGAAGCAGUGUAUCCUGACCGUGUCCACUUGGCUGAUGAACAGCGAGCGAGCGCUCAGGGUCACUGUGGACCUGAGUCAAGCCUACCCCACUAUGGAGGCCCAGGGGCCCGUCCCCGAGCUGCUCCGCAAGGUCCUCAACGCCUACGACAUGAUGAUUCAGACGAGCCGGACGCUGAUCGAGUCAGCUGACGUGGUCUACUCCAAGCUCACACAAGCACAACGGGCAGGACUGGACUUCCAUGUGGACCUUCACAGGAUCGGAGUGAAGGAGGGCCUGAAGGGCCGGAAGCUACAGAAGGCCAUGGAGAGCUACGCCUGGAACAUCACCGUCCUCAAGGGUCAGGCGGACCUGCUGAAGCACGCUAAGAGUGAGGCUUUGGACACGCUGCGUCAGAUCCACUGUGCCACCCAGUCCUGUGGCCUGAGCAAGAACGGAGCUGCCUCCCCUCAGCUCCAACACCAUCCACUGCAAGCGCAAGCCCAGUACCAGGCCCAGCCCCACCAUCCACCCCAACCUCACCAUCUCCAACCUCAGGCCCAGAACCAACCCCAGCCUCUGUCCCAACCCCUGGCGGAACCCCAGCCCGAGGCCCAAGCACAGCUCCAGGCCCAGCUCCAUACUCAACACCAUCCCCUGCCUCCCCUCCCGCCCCAGCCCCCACAGUAUAGGGCAGCAGGCUCUCAUGAUGCCAUCUCUGAGAACGAGACGGCCAGCGAUGGUUCCUGCUGACCCGUUGCCUGUACCCGCAGUGGAGUCCACCCAAAGAGAGACAGGGAGAGGAGAAUAGAAAGAGAGAGGGUGCUUGAGAAGCAGAGAGGAGAAGAGCAAAGAACAUGGAUGGUUCCUUUAACACCCCCGAAGAUGGACAUGCAGAGUGAGAUAGAAAGGAAAAAAGAGGAGAGGGAGAAGGAGAGAAGGAAGGAGAGGGAAAAAGAGCAGGAAAAGGAGAGGGAGAGAGAUGGUGAGAGGGAAAGAGCAGAAGAGAAACAGCAAACAGAGCAAGGGACGGGGAAGAAAACUCGCCGUAAAAGACAAGAGACACAAGUUUGAGACAAAGAAGAAAUGUCUCAGUCAGCUCUCUCUCCUGUCCUAUUUCUCUCCCUUGGAUUCGAAAGAGCGAAUAACACCCAUAUUAGUGAGUUCAGUCAGUCUGUCAGUCUCUCAGUCAGUCAAUCGUUGAGUCAGUCAGUCUGUCAGGACAGUCUCGCUGUCUUUCUCUGGGCAGUGCCAGCACUGCCGGCCCUGUGGGUACAGGCACCUUACAUUGGCAUUUCAUACCGCACAAGUUCGCCUUUGGAUUCCCCUAAGAUACCCAUAGCAGGUCCAGGACCCUUUCCUUUCCUUUCCUCCUCCUCUAUCUUCUCCCUUAUGUUUACUCCAUAUACCGGUAGAUCUGCCCUUCCAUGCAUCAUCCUGAGCUUCAACCUUUUGCCCUUCUCUCUGAGGAGGCGGCUGCCAUUUUAAGUGCACAACGUAGAGCAGCUCACACAGACUCUUGAGCUCUGUAGGGAUCCUAGCUAGAGGACCAUUACUGCACAAACUAACCUGGGAGCUGUCUGUGAGAGAGACGGUAAAGGACUGCAGCUCUGCAGCCUCUCUCUGUCAGUCCCUACCUACCUGGCCUCUACAAUGAUGCACUGGCUCCCCCUGCUGGAGACUCCAACCUCCACAGGACCACAAACACUUGCACAGUGCCCUUAGUUAAAGAUUUUUAUUUUUGUUAAUUGUCAAUCACAACAUGCCUGGACUCUGCGUGUAGUAGGGGCUGUGUGCGUAACGUCCCGUAUGUUGCUGUCGUCGUCCCAUGGAUGGAGGGAGCGUGGCCGUGCUCUGCCCACGCUCCAGCGCUCAGAGGUAGCUACUAGCAAGAGCUCACCAGCCUGUUUUAACUGGAACAGUCUGUCGACGCCGUCUGCGCUGAAGAGACAAAAGGACUCUAUAGGUCAACUAUCACAAGAGAAACAUGGACCUGGGGCAGAUUCCUGCUGUCAAUCAAACACACACCUAACCUAAAAGAGAAACUAUGAAUCUAUAUAGAUGUAUACUGUAUGUAUGUACAAGUAAUGAAGAAACACUUUACAUUUAUCUCUGAUAAUUCUCCCUGAAACAAAACAUCCCAUUGAUAUUAUGAUUAUUGUUAUAAUUGAUGUUAGUUAUAUUCAUAUUACAAUUAUUUUAUAUACAGUACAUUGCUUCUACAUAUACAGUGACUUGAUACCUGUUGUUUUGUGCUGCAGAUCAAGACAGGUAGUGUAGAAUGUCGGGUGUAGGGGUUAGAGGUCAGGGUGGGUUUGGGUUGGGGGUCAUCAUUCCAAAAAUUGGGUCAAACAAUAACCUGACUUGUGUUUCACUGUAAAGUGAUGUGACUUCUGUAUGAGCUCCUUAAAAUGGCCCAUUAAAACUGGCUUCAUUGCCUCCUUUCCUUCAA
Coregonus clupeaformis (lake whitefish) is the source of this 5806-nucleotide messenger RNA. Its product is annotated as inactive phospholipase C-like protein 2. The record is from RefSeq and is a predicted model, not a curated record. Gene Ontology annotation, biological process: intracellular signal transduction; lipid metabolic process. Gene Ontology annotation, molecular function: phosphatidylinositol-4,5-bisphosphate phospholipase C activity. NCBI's taxonomy places the organism in Eukaryota, Metazoa, Chordata, Actinopteri, Salmoniformes, Salmonidae. The transcript is spliced from 6 exons. Bases 511 to 4107 code for a protein of 1198 amino acids.